AUGGACAUCAAUGCAAUUACUAACAACGCAAUAGUGCACAAGCAGGUAUACAGAGGCCACGGGUCGUCGGCAGAGGAACAGCCUCUGUCCGUGUCAUAUCCGGCCACAGAGGUGGUCGGCCACGGAUCGUUUGGCGUCGUUUUCACGACGCAAAUCGAAGAAACCCGCGAGAAAGUGGCCAUCAAAAAGGUGCUCCAGGACCGGCGGUUCAAAAACCGCGAGCUAGAGAUCAUGAAGCAGCUCCAGCAUCCGCAGAUCAUCGAUCUGCUCUACUACUUCUACGAGACGGACCCGCAGGGCGAGGUGUAUCUGAACCUGAUCCUGGAGUUUAUGCCGCAGUCGCUGUACCAGCGACUGCGUCGUUUCGUCGCGCAGCGCUCUAACAUGCCCCGUCUCGAGAUCAAGCUCUACAUGUACCAGCUUUUCAAAAGCCUCAACUAUCUGCACACGUGCGCAAACGUGUGCCACCGCGACAUCAAGCCCCAGAACUUGCUCGUGGACCCAGACACGUUCGCGCUGAAGCUGUGCGAUUUCGGCAGUGCCAAGCAGCUCAAGCCCUCCGAGCCCAACGUCUCCUACAUCUGCUCGCGCUACUACCGCGCGCCGGAACUGAUUUUCGGCGCCACCAACUACUCCGUGCAGAUCGACGUGUGGUCGAGCGGAUGCGUCAUGGCCGAGCUGCUGCUGGGCCAGCCCAUGUUUCCGGGCGAGAGCGGCAUCGAUCAGUUGGUCGAGAUCAUCAAGAUCCUGGGCACGCCCUCCAAACAGGAGAUCUGUGCUAUGAACCCCAACUAUAUGGAGCACAAGUUCCCUCAGAUCCGACCCAUCCCGCUUGCCAAAGUGUUCAAGCGUGAGGACCCACAGACGGUCCAGUUUUUGGCUGACGUGCUGCGCUACGAUCCCUCCCAAAGGUUUUCCGCCGUGCACUGUCUGACGGCCCCUUACUUUGACGAAUUGUUGACGACGUCCGACUCAGGUCUCACCAGCAUCGUGAAGGCGUUGCGUCUGCUCGAAUACGACGACAAGACCGAACUCGGUUUUUUGAGCCCGCAAGAGCUCUCCGCUUUCAAAGCGCAUCUGAGUGCAUGA
Molecule: messenger RNA, 1089 nt
Organism: Lachancea mirantina
Lineage: Eukaryota; Fungi; Ascomycota; Saccharomycetes; Saccharomycetales; Saccharomycetaceae
Source: the annotation of a GenBank genome assembly